Messenger RNA from Pseudomassariella vexata, 430 nucleotides. RefSeq lists its product as uncharacterized. The record is from RefSeq and is a predicted model, not a curated record. The coding region runs from base 112 to 327 and encodes 71 amino acids. The transcript is spliced from 2 exons. Lineage: Eukaryota; Fungi; Ascomycota; Sordariomycetes; Amphisphaeriales; Pseudomassariaceae.
ACUCGAUGUUUAUCGCAUCGAUGCGUGUGAGCUUUCCCCCACAAACCUGUGUAACAGUGGAACCUGGUGGAACCAUAUCAAAACAGCUUCUCCGCCCACAAGGCUGCAGGCAUGGUCCCAUUGCAGGUCUUCCUGUUGCGGCGCCUGCUCACGCCCAUGGUCAGCCUGUCUACGGGGCCGCGUAGAGUUCAGUCAUGCACUGCGCCGCCAAUCGCCUCGAUCAACUCUGGUGGACGGCCAAUGCCUGACGAUACCGGUUUCGACGGAAGGCAUCUCCUGCAGGCUCGGUUGCAUUCAAUCGGUCACCUCCAAAAAAAGAAGAAGUGACAAGCUCUGGAGCCUACGGCCACGAUGUGACCUGACCCUGGGCACAAGUGAUCUGUCACAUUCUGCACCAGUCCCCCAGUCUGUACCACGUGGCGUAAACCGC